Molecule: messenger RNA, 7156 nt
Organism: Dimorphilus gyrociliatus
Lineage: Eukaryota; Metazoa; Annelida; Polychaeta; Dinophilidae
Source: the annotation of a GenBank genome assembly
UAUGAGACAAUAUGAAAUAUUCUCAGUGCCGGACUUUGAUGAUCUGAUAGAUAAGGAACACAGACCUGAUCUUAUAUUUCGUAGAUUGGAAGACAAAUUAUCAAAUAGCAACCUUGAAUCUUUUUUUAAAAUUCUCAUUCAGUUAAAAAAAACGGAUCUCCAAUCAGUGGAACGGUGUUAUGUAGAAAAUUCAUGGAGAAAAUUAGUUGAAGAUACGAAAAAAGAAAGAAAGAAGGAUGCUGUAUCCUUCUCGCCGCUCUCGUAUACAAAUAUUCCACAACGCAAUAUAUCUGACAUUGUCAUUCCAAUUGAGAUAUAUAAGGUUGAAACUUGUAACAUAUCCGGAGAAAACUUAAUAUCUACUGAUAUAAGUUAUACAAAUUUUCACAAAGUAUUCGUUAAUAAUAAUAAUAAUAGAGUACUUAUUCAAGGAGACUCAGGAAUGGGAAAAAGCAUUCAGAAACAAUAUCUUGUUCAUCAAUGGAUGAAUGAUAGAUUGAAUGGUUUUGAAAAUCGACUUAUUGUUACUGUUAAUUUAAAAGAUGUUAAAAGUAAUCAUGAUAUUUAUGAUGCAAUUUUGGAUCAAAACUUUAGAAAUAUUACAUACAUGUCAAAAGAGCUUUUAAUAGAGUUAUUUAAUUAUAGGAAUCCAGAAUUACUACUUUUCAUUGACGAAGCCAACGAGUAUAGUAAGCUUCAUAGUUCUAUUAAAGAUAUUAUUGAAUGUUCAGAGUGUCCAGUACAAACUGCAGUUUGGUUGCGCAAAUGGAAAGCAGUUGAAAUAAGACAUAAAAAUAUUUUUAAUGAAGUCUUUGAAUUGGCUGGAAUUGACGACGAACAACUAAGAAAAUUAAUUGGUAAAUAUUUUAGAAUUCCAGUUUGUACGCCAUCUUUCAUUAAACAGUUAAGUGAGCAGAAAAGGAAGAUAAGGAAUUUGUGCAAAGUUCCUCUUUUAGCCAUAUUAAUGUUUCACAUUUGGGAAAAAAAUGGAAAGAGUUUUGAAAAAAACUCGUUUUUCAUUUACAAUAAUUUAAUAACUAACGUAUACAAAUAUAAUAAUUCCCGUGAUGAAGAUGUAGAUUCUGCAUUGAGUCUACUUUAUGAGAGAUGCUUCGAAUGCUUGGAUAAGGAGAUAGUUACUUUUAAUACGUUUAUCAACGAUAAUGCAGAUUUUCUUAAGGAAGUAUUAGAAAUGAUUCCUAGUCAGUCAAAUGGAACAUAUAUAAUUCGAUUUCAUCAUCCAUCAUUUCAAACGUUUUUCGCUGCCAAGCAUGCUAUUAGACAUAUUAGGAACUGCAGAAAUUCACGCAACCAAAAAGCUUUCGCUGAAAAGUUUCUUAGGGAUUUUACUAGCUCAAAGAUAAAAUACUAUAUAUUGGAAUUGAUUAAGGAUUAUGAUAGACACAUGUAUACGGAUAUCUUUAAGGUACCAAGUAAAUUCCAAUGCAUAUUUGAAUUCAAUGAAAGGAUUCAUGAAAUAAUGAGUGAAACUAAGGAAUUAUCCUUUCCAAUAGCUCAGAACCCAAAGGGUUUUGGAAAUGAUCAUGAUAUGUUUAGUUCGAUAUUACUUGAGAAUAUUGGCGAUACAAUAACGAAAGUUAAUUUCUUGAAUACUGAUAUGACGCUUUUGCAUAAAUUAAAAGAAAAUUGUCCGACAUUAGAAAAUAUAAAUUAUACUGUUCAAUGCCCACUCCAAUGUGUCUACGAUGGUGAUUCAUUUCUCAGUACCAUUUUCUCACUAAAAAGUUCAACCAAUUUAAAAACAAUCAAGUGGUCCGAUAGAUUAUUUAAGAUAGACUUCAACAGUAGACAUUCCGUUCAAAAGAGGUGGAAAUGUAUUGAGGAAGUUCAUGUCUACCAAGAAGAAAAUCCUCGGAUUAUCUGUAUUAAAUUAACCGAUGGAUCAAGUUAUAUAAAAAGUGUAAGAGAUAGGUGUAGAUCAUUUUUCAAAUUUGAUUCUUUUUUCAAAUUCAUUGAAAAGUAUAAAAGUAUAGAAUAUCUAGUUUUGGAAAACAAACUAUUUGGACGUGAGCAGGAAAUUGCAUUUUUCCAUUUUAUUAAAAGUGGUCAAUUUAACUUGCAAGUUUGCUGUAUUAGGAAUUCAUUGAUUGAGGAAUUAAACGAGGAUUUCAUCAAAAACGUUUGCUCCUUUGUCUCGCCUCAUUUACCUCAAAAUGAACUUGAGAACGAAAGUACAAGCUACAAUUCAAUCGAUCUAUUUAUAGAUCAAUGUAAUCAUCAACUUUUUCUUUUAAAUGCUAUUGAUGAUGAUAUAAGUAUAAUGGACUACUUUCCAUUAAGUUGGCAAACGAUUACAUCUCAGGAAAGUAGAAUUCUCUCACUUUUAAUUCAUGCUGUUGAAGAUAAGAAGCUAAGAUUUAAGAAUUUUCACCUCUCUAAUAUUGUUUCAAUUUUACACCUUCAAAAACAGAUUGAACCUGAUAUGAAUUCUGGAAUAGAAUGUUUGAAUCUUUCAGAAAAAUCAUAUUCUGAGAUUUCUGAGCUGUUUCCUAAACUUGUGCAAUGUUCCUAUCGUUCUCUUAAGCAUUUAGAUAUCUCUAACUGCAGAAUAUUUCAGGAAUUCUCGGAGCUGAUUAGUUGGCCCCUAAAAAUAUGCACUUACUUAGAGUCUUUAAAUAUCUCAAAAAAUCCGAAAAUAGUAGAUAAAGCAUUGGAAAACUUAAAUCCCGAUUCAAUAAAGCAUUUAAAUCUUUCUCACUGUGAAAUAGAACCAUGUGUAAUAGCAAGUUUGUCUAAGUUUAAAAAUUUAGAAAACAUAAAUCUUAGUUACAAUUGUCUAUUUGGAAGUUAUAUCCGGUUUAGCUCAGCUCUGAAACCAUCUGCUAGAAACUUAAGACAUUUAAAUCUAUCUCACUGCAAUUUGACAAAUGUUCAUAACGGGGAAAUUUCUAAACUUUUAUCCGAUUGUCGCAAUUUGGAAUCGCUUAAUCUAAGUUUUAAUAUGUUAGGUAACAAAUCUAAGGAUAUUAUGCAACAGCUGUUGUACUUAAAUAAUACAGUACGUUACUCAUCUUGUAGUCAGGACUGGUCGAAACAUAUUAAACAUUUGGAUUUUUCCCAUUUCAACCUGUCAGAAGAAGAGGCCCGUGUACUUGGAAAAUCUUUGAGAAAAUUCCCUCUGAUUGAAGUUUUAAAUAUUGGUCAUAAUGGAGACUUGGGCGAAGGACUUUUCGAUAUAUUUACUGGACUAGAGAACUCUUCUGGAACUCUUAAAGAAAUUGGGUUGUCUAACUGUUGCUUGACUGCAGAACACAUAUAUCACUUAGAAGACUUGUUAGAUAAAUGCGCAUUCAUGAGAAAACUCGAUUUAAGUCAUAAUGUCAGAAUUUCAAGUAAAUUUAAAGGAAUAUUUUUAAAGCUGAGAAAUUCUUCGGAUUUUCUAUCUCACCUGUAUUUAUCUUUCUGUGCUAUGAAUGAAAAAGAUGGAGAAUUUUUGGUCGAACUUUUAAGAGAAUGUUCUAACAUUGAGAGCCUACGUCUGGACGGAAAUACUAAUCCUAAAUUUGAGAACAUAAUGGUUGCGCUGAAGUUUUCAAAAGAGAAACUAAAAUUCCUAGAUUUUUCACGCUGCAAGUUAUCUAUAAAUCAGCAACUAGAACUUGCAUCUCUAUUGGAAGAAUGCCAAAAUUUAAAGUCAAUACAUUUAGGCUGGAACAAUUUUACACAAAAGGGAUUUAGAUUCAUUGUUGAAGCUCUAAUCAAAUUACAAUAUAGGUUAAGACACGUGCAUUUUCCUUAUUGUAAUUUAAGAGAAAGUGGCGAGCAGUUUGAAAAAUGGUUACAGAAAUGUUAUCAAAUCGAAUCUCUAGACCUAUCGGAUAACAAACUAAUGUUUAGUGAGCAAAAUCCUAUGCUCCAUUCACUUCUUAACUUAUCACAUUCUCUUAGAAUACUGAACUUAUGUGACAGCAGUCUCAGUGAAUCUCAAACGGAAUUACUUUCGAUGGCUUUGGCAAAUUGCUCUAGGCUUGAGGUUAUCAAUUUAAAGAAAAAUAAAAACAUGGGACAAGCAUUUGAAAAGUUAACAACUUCACUAGCGAAAUUAAAGUCAACUCUAAAGGAUGUCAAUUUUUCUUCUUGUUGUCUCAGCAAGAAUCAAGCAUGUUUUCUUUCAACUUGCUUUAAAGAUUGUAAAUUCUUGGAACGGGUUGAUCUAAGCUAUAAUAGAAAUAUGAACAGUGAAGUGGAUCAGAUAAUUUUGUCUCUGGGGAAUUCAUCUCAAUCAUUGAAAUAUCUUAACUUUGCAUUAUGUAAUUUUACUCCUACUAGUUCAAGUGCUUUGGGACAACUUCUGCAAAAAACUGUAUUCCUUGAAACAUUAAUACUACGAGGCAAUAAAUUUUGUAGUGAUGUAUUUGGAGCUAUAGACAAGACUAGAGAGAAAUCUUCAGGAUCUAUCCGCAGCAUUGAUCUAUCUUAUUGUGACUUGGGUGUGAAUGAAGCUAUACACAUUGCUGAGUAUCUAAAUCAUGCUUUGAAAUUGGACUCGAUUGACCUUAGUGGAAAUAAAUAUAUAGAUAGAGGAUUUGCUUUAUUCUUCUUAGCUAUUACGAAAACAGAUAAUAUCCUCAGAAGUUUGAACUUUUCAUCUUGUUCCUUAACAGAAGAAAAGAUGGAAAAGCUAAAUUCAUCCACAAAACUCAUAGACAUUAACUUGAAAGACAAUCCGCAUAUGGGCAACAAUAUAGCUACGCUAAUGAAGAGUUUAAUAUUAGUAAACUCUCAAUUAAAUAUCAAAAGAAUUAACUUGUCAUAUUGUAAUUUGACCAGAGCUAAUUUAAAAGAUAUAGGAGUCCACCUAGAAAAAUUUACGCUCGAAGCAUUUUCUUUAGAAGGCAAUAAAAUAUGGAACAAUCCCCUGAAUCUUGGUUUGAAAAAUUCCAGUAGUAAAUUGAAAUUUUUAAAUAUCUCGUUCUGCAAUCUCACAAUAGAGCAAGCUCAAGAGUUAUCGGGAGAAUUGAAAGAAUUCUUGUGUCUUGAAUCUGUUAAUUUUAGUGGAAACUCCAAAAUGGGUGUUGGUCUUAAUGAAAUUAUUAAAUCAUUUGAAAAGUCAUGUAAUACCCUUAAAGAUAUAAACUUUUCUUCUUGUAAUUUGAGAGAAGAUCAAGCCGAAUGUCUUGCGAAUUGUAUAAAAAAGUGUUCAAACCUUAACUCUUUAAAUCUUAGCCUUAACACAAAGAUGAAGCAAGGUUUUAAAUCAAUCGCUUUGGCCAUGAGGAAUUCAGGAAAAAGUGUUGAACAUUUGAACUUUUCAUCCUGUAACUUGUCUAGAGAUCAGGCUGCAUCUCUGAAGGAAUUUCUGGAUAUAUGUACAAACCUGAAAACUAUUAAUCUUACAGAAAACCCAAAUAUGCAAGACUCAUUAGAGGAACUACUAUUAAUAUUAAGUAAAACACUAGUGUAUUUAAAUCUUUCAUUUUGCAAGUUAAGUUUGAAUCAAAUUAAAAGCCUUGAGAGUUACCUUUCACAGUCUCCGACUAUUGAAGUACUUUUACUUAGAGGCAGCUUGAAUAGCUUGAAUAUAAAUUAUCUUAUCAGAGGAUUAGACUACAUCGUUCGAACUCUAAAGAUUAUUGAUAUUUCACUUAAUUCAAUAAAAAGCCAACAACAACAACCACUUGAAACAGUAUUGGGAAAAUGUAGUAAUCUUACAACUAUAGACUUCAGUUGUUGCGUAUAUACUACAAAAGAGAUCUUAAAUUGGCAAGAGAUGAUAGAAUUAUCUAGUAAUUCUCUACAGAAUCUGGCCUUGUCAAACUGCUUCUUAUCAAAAAGUUCAGCCGAAUCGUUAGCUAAGGGCUUAAAGAGAUGUUGCAAUUUAAGAUCAGUAAAGCUCAACUAUAAUACUGAUAUGUUGGAUGGAUUGAAUGAUAUAUUUAAUGCCCUAAAAGAAUCUUCCUCAACACUACAAAAUCUGAAUGUAUCAAAUUGCAGUUUAAGUGAGGGACAAAUAGCAACUUUGGUGGUACUGUUAAAUACCUGCCAAAACCUGGAAUCAUUAGAUGUUAGUGGUAAUCCUUCAAUGAAGGAUACAGUACGUUUAAUAUUACAAUCGAUAAAAUCUUUCAACAAAACUUUAAAAAAUUUGAAUUUAUCUUAUUGCCGUAUACAAAAGAUUGAAGAAAUUCACUUACAGCUAAGUUUAACAAACUGUAAUACUUUAGAAUCGUUAAAAUUGAAAGGAAACGAAUUGGAAAGUCCUAUAGAUCUACUAAAAGAAUCUAAUAAAACUCUACAAUAUCUGGAAAUUGAAAAUUCUAUGCAGAAUGUUUCAAAGAAGAAAUUUGUAAAUCUACGAGAAAUUAUCUUUAUUAGGAAUAAAGAUACAUCAACUGUGAGCUAUGAAAAUUUACAUACGCAUAUCUCAUUUCAAUUAGUUAUCAACAUUGAUUUGUCAUCAUGUGACUUACGAAUGACACAGGCUAUACAAUUGGCUGAUUGUGUAAAGCAGUGUGUGAAUUUGGAGGUUUUAGACCUGAGUAAUAAUAAAAAUAUGUCGUCUGGCUUUAAGAAAAUUUUACUUGGAUUGAAUCAUAACCUCAAAAAACUCAGUUUAUCUUUCUGUGAUCUCUCAACCGGAAAGCUAAAUGCAUUAUGUGAGCGCUUUUCGACAAUCUCAAAUUUGGAGUCUCUGAAUCUUGAGGGAAAUAACAACUUGAGCAGAAUUAUGAAGGUUUUUGCAAAAAGUUUGAAAGAAAGCGGAAUAGCUUUGAGGGAAAUUGAUCUUUCAGAUUGCAAUUUAGAUGAUGACAAUGUUGAUUCUUUGAAGAUAUUGUUUAAAUCAUCAUUUGAUAUUGAAAAGUUAAGUCUAAGAGAGGGUUCUUUUAGUACAAAAAGAUUUCGCUCUAUCUGCAAGUCUUUGGAAAAUUUGUAUGCACACUUGAAGUAUUUGGACUUUAGAUCCCCCGAUUUUAAUAAAAAAAAGGAAGAUAUUCUGAGGAGUUUUGUGGAAAAAUGUUCUCAACUAAAAUCGCAACAUAAACAAGAGUUAAUCUUUCGUGGCUGUGUUGAAUUGUUAUGCCCAUAUCUUGAACAUUUUCAGAUAUAUGAAGAUAGUUGCAGCAGGAAAACACGAGAGAAUAGAAAGCUUAACCUAACAGAACACGAUAAAUUACAGAACACUUUCGCUAAAUAA